GUUUUUAUUUACAUUCGUAUGCUGGGCGCUCUACGGAGACGGAGUCGAAUAGCUCGAUGCGUUUUAAUAUUUUUUUCUUCUAAUGCGUACGUCUAGUUUUUUAAUGUGUGUAUUAUAUUAAAGUGAAAGGUUUCUUUUUUUACUUCGUUGUGCUCGAAUAUACAUGUGUUCGUUUAUGUAAUUCGGUAGCUUUUCUUUACACACAAACGCAAAAAAGAGACGUAAUUAUAAUCGUCGGGUAAUUUUUCGUGCUCAUCUUUAUCUCCGUUGUCUUCGUUGUCGUUUUUACCUAUAUUUUUAUUAUCAGUUAUGUGUUGUGUUGUGUCGCCAACAAAGAUCGUAUAAUACUGUGAAGUGAUUACAUAUUUUCAUGCAUAACAUACGUAUACAUGCGUACGUCGAGAUACAGUAAUUCAUAAAAAUCCAGCGUACGAUCGAAUAAACCGAUACAUUGCCUCUACUGCAGAAAUGCCAUCGUUAUUGGAAGCUAUCAACGAGAAAUAUGGAAUAUACGGAGAUGAGAUAUUCGAUCAAACUCCGGUGGCCAUAUACGUGCCAAAACGUAGUCCUCGAAAGUACAUACCAUCUUUACUAGUCCUAAACGACUGUGAUAUCGAUUCAGCGGGCCAUGAAAUAGAUUUAAAAGAAAAAUGCAAAACCGUCGAGGAUUUAGAUUUAGCUCAAAAUAAUCUUUCACAAUGGAACGAGAUUCUCACUAUAUUAAGGAUAAUGCCGAAACUGAAAUUUGCCAAUUUAAGUUUCAACGAUCUCAGCGAAGAUGUACUGAGAUGCGAGGAACAGCAAGCGGAACAUUUUCCCAGCUUAAAAAGCAUCGUUUUAAAUGCCACACACAUAACGUGGACAAAUGUCACGCGAAUAUUAAAAUUACUUCCUAACAUUGAAGAACUCCACCUAAGUCUGAACGAAUACAAUGAUAUUGACUUGAAAGACGACGAUGGCAAUUUGAUAUGUCUACCUUCAGUCAAACGACUUCAUUUCACAGGAAAUCACGUAUCUUCGUGGUCAGUCAUACGAAAAUUAGGCCAAGCGUUUCCAAAAUUAGAAAUACUGGUUUUAGCCGAUUGUCCUUUGACGUCACUCAGCACAGGACAGCCGUCAUCUGAACAGUAUGGCCGAAGUGAGAGUCAGUCAGAGUCAUCAGAAAUAGAAUCAGAUUCGGCACACAGUUCAUUCCGGUAUUUGAAAUUCCUCAAUUUGAACAACACUUUACUAUCGACUUGGGACGAUAUAGACAGAUUAUCCGGGUUUCCUUCCUUGCAAUGUCUUCGUGUACUAGGCUGCCCGUUAUUCGGGGAAUACACGAAACACGAACGUAGACAGCUUCUGAUAGCUCGUCUUCCCAAUAUAAGAGUAUUAAACGGUGGCGGUGAAAUUACAUCAGAAGAACGAGAAGACGCCGAAAGGGCAUUUAUACGUUACUACAUGGAUAAACCAGAAAGCGAUCGACCUGAAAGGUACACCGAACUGGUUUCAAUCCACGGUAAACUUGACCCUUUAGUAAAUGUCGAUUUAUCACCAGAAAGAAAAGUCAAAGUAGCCAUAAUUUAUGGAACAUUAGUCGAAGAACGCAGUAUCGACGUAUACCAAACUGUGAACGAAUUGAAACAGAAAUUAGAGAACUUCGCCGAUAUGUCAGCAUCCAAGAUGAAAUUAUUCUACUCAAAUCAACAUAUGAAACAGGUCAUCGGCCCGGAACAUAUGAAAUUUCCGAACAAACAGUUGUACAGUUACAAUAUACGUAACGGAGACGAAAUAAUAGUCGAGUCGAAAUUGAACAAAUAAGAACAUCGAAGCCCAUAUACAUAUGAGAACGUAGAAUUUGUAAUAUAAUCUAGCAGAGUUUGAAAGAAUAUAUUAACAAACCUGUAUAUUUAACUCUGAUUGAAGAUAAAAGAGGAUUAUACGAAGUUCAGUUUUAAAAAGUAACUUGAGCGAGUGCUUUCAUUAAUUUAAUUUUUAACAAUUAAGUUGUUGAAUUUAACCUUUUUAAAAAACUUGUAAUUAGUAUACUAUACUUCAAGGGAACACAAUUCCAAAAAAUUCGAGUUGUUCAUACACAUUCUACUCUUGACUGAACUUUUAAGCAAACUACGGGGUAUUUCAAGCCAAUAUUACUGUUGAAAACACAGCCUACUCAUACAUGUUCCUACAUAAAUCAAUUUUUUAAAAAGGUGAAUAAAAUUUUAAAAAAUA
Planococcus citri (citrus mealybug) is the source of this 2214-nucleotide messenger RNA. RefSeq names its product tubulin folding cofactor E like protein mlt (gene mlt). The record is from RefSeq and is a predicted model, not a curated record. Gene Ontology annotation, cellular component: cytoplasm. Gene Ontology annotation, molecular function: alpha-tubulin binding. Gene Ontology annotation, biological process: microtubule cytoskeleton organization; post-chaperonin tubulin folding pathway; tubulin complex assembly. Lineage: Eukaryota; Metazoa; Arthropoda; Insecta; Hemiptera; Pseudococcidae. The transcript has 8 exons. The coding region runs from base 469 to 1803 and encodes 444 amino acids.